This is a messenger RNA of Lachancea meyersii CBS 8951, 795 nucleotides long. The record is from the annotation of a GenBank genome assembly. Lineage: Eukaryota; Fungi; Ascomycota; Saccharomycetes; Saccharomycetales; Saccharomycetaceae.
AUGAGCGCAGUAAGUACCCGCGGGACCGUGAGUGGUCUUCGUAGCUUAAUGGCAGCGAGAUAUCUUUCUUGCAGUCAUAUUCGAUUCGAGUGCACUCCAAGCCAGACACCAAGCAAUGAGUUUCAAGCACACAAAAACAAGAGCACGAGACGGUAUCUGCAGACUAACCAUUUACACAGGCCGCUAGAUAACGCUGGGCCAGAAAGAUGGAGUUUCAAAUUCAAGACCAACUCUGGACCAAGCGUUGCUACAAAGCAACCCAGAGACAACAGAAUCCGAAAUGGAGCCACUGAGCUCAAGGCCGGGCCGGCUAAAUGGGCUACUUACUCGAUGCCUUCCAAGGAGACACUUUUGAAACAGCAGGAACAGACCGAUCAACAGAACAAGGAGGUUGCCGAGAAAAUUGCAUCUCAAGACGAUUCCCCUCGUACGGAACAAACCAAGAAAUUUAAGAGAAAGCUGAGACCACGCAAAGCGCUUAUAUCUCUCACUCCCAAUGCCAUACUGCAUCUGAAGUUGCUGCUGAAUCAGCCUGAACCGAAACUAAUAAGAAUAGGCGUCAAAAACCGAGGCUGCUCAGGCUUGACGUACGACUUGGAAUUUACAUCAUCGCCCGGUAAAUUUGACGAGGUUGUGGAGCAAGACGGCGUGAAAGUGAUUAUAGAUUCAAAGGCGAUAUUUAGCAUAGUGGGGAGUGAAAUGGACUGGAUUGACGACAGGCUAUCGUCGAGGUUCGUAUUUAAAAAUCCGAACUCAAAGGGAACGUGCGGGUGUGGAGAGAGCUUUAUGGUCUAA